Branchiostoma floridae (Florida lancelet) is the source of this 3858-nucleotide messenger RNA. RefSeq names its product allene oxide synthase-lipoxygenase protein-like. NCBI's taxonomy places the organism in Eukaryota, Metazoa, Chordata, Leptocardii, Amphioxiformes, Branchiostomatidae. The transcript has 21 exons. The coding region runs from base 189 to 3578 and encodes 1129 amino acids. The record is from RefSeq and is a predicted model, not a curated record. Gene Ontology annotation, molecular function: metal ion binding; oxidoreductase activity, acting on single donors with incorporation of molecular oxygen, incorporation of two atoms of oxygen; protein binding. Gene Ontology annotation, biological process: linoleic acid metabolic process; lipid oxidation.
GUUGUGACGAUGAAAACUGCUUGUCUCUCUACCUAGCCUAUGUUAUUACUAGGUUUGAUUAAAGGGCCGUUGUCCGUUUCAGUUGACCUGGCUAUCUGGGCCAUAAUGAACACUUCAAGAUGAUGUCAACCACGGUUAAAGCCCUGGAUAUUUGAAGACACAGAUUAAAGUCAGCUCCACAGUCAGCCAUGACAACCGAGGUAGAAGCUGAGAAGAGAGGUUCAUCAUGGAAAAACGAAUCCUGGAGAAUCCUACAAGAGUAUAUUGGACACGAGGAGUUUCUUAAGAGGAGAAAAGAGUCAGUCAAGAAAAGUGACAGCUUUGCGGAGAAGGAACGGGCGCCUGCUGAGAACGUCAAGUCAUCUUUUCAGACCUUAGUCCCAGUAAAGCCACUACUAAAGCAGCCGGAUAAGGCGGCACUGCAGACCAAGCUUCAGAAGCUGAAGCUCUCCGCCGUUGCAGGGACCGCGACCGCCGCCAGGCGGGCCUUCCACGCUCCGGGUAUCGGUGCCUCGGGGUUCGCUGUAGUGGUCGACAACGUGAAGUUUCCCGAGACCGACUUCUUCCGUCCCCGCACCGUGUUUCCCGUCCGCUUGCGGCACUCCAACUGCUGGAGCGCCGACGACGCCGCGGCCGACAUCCGGGGCGCCGCCAUCAAGUUUGGCGAUACGGACGGGGACAGCUGUUUUGAGCUGGUCAUGGAUACAGGCACGAUGGCGCCAUUUUGGAACCUACCUUCUUACGAAGAGUACGUAACAGCGAUGAAGGGCGGGCCGGAAAAGCUGCAGGAAUGGUGCUGGAAAGCUCCAAUGAAUUACUAUACCCUGGUGGACGGUCUACGCAGGGCGCCCGACUCCUACUUCCAGCUGGUCUACAGCUCCCAGACCUGCUUCACCUUCAAGGCGAAGGACAACGUGCCGCGCUACGCCAAGUUCAGGAUGAUCCCGACUAACAGUGAACCGGAGUCCGGACUGUUGAGUCUGGACGAACAGAGACAAGCAUGGAACACGACACGGCUGCCAGAGGAAGAACGUCCCCAGAACUAUCUCCGACUUGAAUAUGUAGAACGACUGGUGAAAUCUUCCAUCCAAUACCGUCUGCAGCUGCAGCUGCACACCAAGAAGGCAUCCGACACAGCUAGCACCUGCAACCCACACAGGUGUUGGGCACCCUUGGACCAUCCGUGGUAUGACGUUGCUGACGUCAUCAUUACCACCCUCCUGACCGACAACGUCACGGCCAGGACCAGCUUCCACGUCGCCAACCUGCCGUCAUGUUUGAGUCUGAUCGAACCCGAGUCCGUGUUCGACUACAACAGCAUCAACUACAUCCGGGCCAAAGUUUACCCGGCGGCACAUGCAGCUAGACUCGCAAAGCUGAAAGGACAGCGUCCUCUCCGAGGUCCGAUAGAGUACGAGACUCAACCCUACAGCGUGGAGAUGCGCCUGGGGUCGAAGCAGGGCAUGCUGGGACUGAAGAGGCACCUGAAAGUAGUCUUGACCGGACCUCAUAGACGCACGGAGCCCACAAGUUUUUCAGAGGGCUACAAGACGGGAAACUCCCAGGUGUUCUCCAUGACUGCCAUAGAUGUGGGUGAGGUGCUGAUGGUGACCAUCUAUAACGAGGGCGGGCAGGCGUGGUACAUGGAGAGCAUCGUGGUGGAGGAGGUCCGGCGGGGAAGGUCCAGGGAGUUCCCGGCGCACAGAUGGGUUAACGACAUGGUCAUGGUGCGGAGGGGGAAAGCCUCCUUACUAGCUACAAGCUACGCGGGGUUGGACAUUCUUCUUGGCCAGCGCUUAUUCGAACUGCAAGAGCGUCGGAGACACUUCCGGUGGCAGCACUCUGAUGCAGGUUUUCCCGGAAGGUUGGCUGCUGGCAGCGUCAAAGAACUACCCCCAGAGGUUCGUCCCAGCGAGAGCAUGUUACAGAAACUGUCAGGGAUAACCGAAAAGCUUGCGCUGCCGCAAAUCUGUCUCAACAGCCCUUGUCUCAUGAAGAAAGACAAGGUGGAGAACUUUGUCGAGUUCAAGAAGAUGGUUCCGGAGAAUGUUUACGAUCGGCAACGACUGAUCAAGCACUGGAAGUCAGACGUGGUGUUCGGGAGACAGUUUCUGAGCGGGUUCAAUCCCCUGACGCUGCGCCGAUGCCGAAAGCUCCCGGAGACGUUUGCGAGGAAGAUUGAUGAGAUCGAUCAGCUGCUGCCCGAUGGAACGUACUUAUUGAAAGAGAUAGAGGCCGGGCACGUGUACAUGGCGGACUAUGGUGUACUGGGCGGUCUCCGGGGCAACAUCAGCGGCCGAGACGUCUUCCACCUAGCCGCACCAACCGCGCUGUUUCAUCUAAAUCCGGCCGGAGACAUGAUUCCACUGGCCAUACAGUUAUACCAGAAACCAGGCCCCCACACAACCAUCUGGACCCCCGCAGACCCCCAGUGCGACUGGAUGCUCGCCAAGAUGUUUCUGCGCAACGCGGAUGCGCAGGUCCAUCUGUUUGUUUCUCUCUUCCUCAAAACGAAUCUACUGAACGAGACGUUUGCCGUCGCCACCUAUCGACAGCUUCCGUCAGCGAACCCUGUCUUCAAACUACUGGCUCCCCAUCUGCGGGGCGUCUUCGCCGCUAAUAUCAUCGCGAGAAGAGAAAUGCUAGAGGAAUGGUCUGUUAUUGAUGACGUCUACUCCCUCGGGCCGAAGGGACGGCGGACACUGAUCGCCAGAGCGUUCUCAAAAUUCACGUGGCGAGAACUGGUCCUCCCGGCCUGGCUACACGACCGUGGCCUGGACAAACUGCCGGAGUUUGUAUACCGUGACGACGCCAUGAAACUCUGGCGCGCCAGCAGAGCGUUUGUCGACCGCGUGGUGUCGCUGUACUACGAGUCAGAGGAAGACAUUGCCACAGACCUGGAGUUGCAGGCGUGGAUCAAAGAUCUCCAUGACAACGGUUUCAACUGGGAGAAAGACUAUCCCUCAAAAGUUCCAAGCCAACUCACCACUCAGACUGACCUGGUGGAUCUGGUCACCGCCAUCAUGUUCAACUGUUCGGUACAGCGCCGCGCACUGACUGCCGGGAUGUGUGACAUAGCCACCUUCAUUCCCAACGUCCCUUUCGCCAUGAGGGCCCCUCCUCCAACCAGAGAGGCUAGCGCUGAGCCAAGUCGCGAAGGUCUGCCCAUUAGCUCUGACGACGAACAGGAAGAGGGUCUGACGAGAGCGACCAAACAACAGCUUCUUUCCACUCUACCAGACAGGGACACCGCUAGGAAACAGAUAGCCCUGGCCACGGCCAUGUCAAAAGUCACCGACAAGGGGCCGAUGCUAGGUGAGUACCCCGGGCGCUACUUCACCGAUGAGCCGACACAAGCCGCCAUCUCUGACUUCCGCCGAACCCUCAAACAAAUAUCCCGCCUCAUCCAACAGAGGAACAGAAACGCGAGGGGCAUAGUUGCACAAGAACUUGUCGUGUCCUUUGAGGGAGCCUUCAGUGAAAUCCCCAAGGUGGCAAAGAGAAAUACCGAAGUGCAUCGUGCCGUGCCUUACGAGUAUCUGCUGCCCGAACACAUACCCGCCAGUAUCGGCCCGUAAUGUACAUUGUAUAUAUGUUUCAUAUUGCGAUAAGAUAGCAUCGGUGGAGAUCGUAAUCGAAGUCUCUGUUGGCAUAGGGUGCAACAAGUGUGUCAGGAUGGUCUCCCAUCCUAUCAAUACAUUAAUCCUCAGUGACAUGAUCGAAGAUGAAAACAUCCGGCUGUCUGUAAGAAUAUGCAUCCAUAUGUACGCAGGAAAAUGAUACCAGCCUCCGAUUGAAAUAUCAGAGUAAUGACAGAGAUCCUGAUUGCAAUCUAUGAUGAGAGAGAAUCAGCGGCUA